This is a messenger RNA of Heteronotia binoei (common prickly gecko), 2143 nucleotides long. It is a transcript of the gene C21H14orf39, whose product is annotated as chromosome 21 C14orf39 homolog. The transcript has 17 exons. Gene Ontology annotation, cellular component: central element. Lineage: Eukaryota; Metazoa; Chordata; Lepidosauria; Squamata; Gekkonidae. Gene Ontology annotation, biological process: spermatogenesis; oogenesis; meiotic DNA double-strand break processing involved in reciprocal meiotic recombination. The coding region runs from base 5 to 1723 and encodes 572 amino acids. The record is from RefSeq and is a predicted model, not a curated record.
CAGAAUGAAUGAUGACAUCUUAAGUUCCUUGGACAAUCUACUACUACAGUUUGUUUUUCUGGUUGAGCAAGCAUCUUACUCCAAAGAACAUGUGAGACAACAGAUACAGAUACAUAAUGCUAACAUCAUUGUGAAAAAAGGCAAAAUAUGUUGGCUAAAAGAAGAGAUUAACAAGAACGAGGAGGUGAUUGUUGGCCUUCAACGCAACAAUAGCAGCAAGGAGAAUUGUAAUGUUUGGAAACCAACGUACAUGAUUCUAAAUAAACAUGAAGAAUAUUUGCAGAAGGAACUCCAGGACUGCAUGAAAACGACACGAAACGACAAAAACAUGUACCAGGAUUACAUGAAUCAGUAUGAAGAGACUUUCAAACAGCACCAAGCAAAAUAUUUAGAAAGCACAUUUGUCCAGAAACAAAUAGAAUUUGAGGAAAUACAAAACCGCGUUCUGAAACAGUCUGAACUGGUUAAACAGAAAGAACUUGAAAUAAUGGAUUUUCAAGAACCUGGUCCAUUUCAAUCACUUUUGUAUUGGGCAUCUCAAAUUGCUUCUUUGAGGCAGAACACGAAAGAAACCCUUCAGCAUGCAAAUAUUCUCAGGCAGCAAUCACUUGAACUAGACAAAACAGCAGAGGAGCUGGAAAAGAAAAUGCAUUCUAUCAGGCAGCAACUUGAAAGGGUUACAGAAGAUCAAAACCGUUCGAGAGUGGGAGAAGAAAGAAGUGAAGAAAAUCAUGAAAUGAGGAAGGAAUUUGUUAAAAGCUGGUUCAAAGUGGAUGGUCAGCCCCACUUGUUAAAUGAAGAUCAUCAGAAAUAUAAACCAUUACAUUUCCCUAGCAUUUCUCAGAAAUUUGUCCGAAGCAUACCAACUCUGAAGCCAUUGUUUCAGCCGGCAGAGACAGGUGUACAGGAGAAUGAAGACUCCGUAAGACAUCCAGCAGUGACCAGUAUUUAUUUCAAUCAUGGGGAAAAUGAAACACAGAAAUGUAAUGACACUGCAGGGACGUACAAUGCAAAACCUGCACAGGUUACCUCUACAACAAGCUUGCAAAGAGAAACACCAUUCAGGUUGCUGGCUUAUCAGAAGCAAACAAAUAGCAAACAGUGGCUGGAGAUGGAGGCUACAGAAACAGUAGCGGAAAAAGAGAUGGACAUCAUAGGAAGAGAAGAAGGGAGCGAACCGAAGGAUAACACAUAUGUGUCCCAAAAUGGAGAGAGAGAAUGUGGUAGUAAAUCAGCUGGACCUAAUUUUGCUUCAGGAGAAGAGCCCGCUGAAAGCUUUCCCAGAACUCCUGAGCACAGCAUAUCUGCAAAGACACCUGAGUCUAAUGGAACUCCAUUUGAACUACUUCAAACAGAAAAUGAAGGAUCAACAUCAAAGUCACCAAGUUUUAGUUUUCUAACUGGCUUUAAUGCAAAGUCACCAGCAUUUAAUUUCUUUGAUUCUUCUGCAUUUGGAGUUGAACAGUCACCAGACCAGACAGGCAAAAACUCUUCUACUGGAAGUCUAAAUCCUGUUUCCCCACAGGAACCUAUUGGAGAUUUAUUUGGAAAAAUGGAUAAUGAAGAUUCGUUUGCCUUUUCCUUCCCAUCAUGUUCUUCUGUUCAAACUUUUCAAGAUGGAAAAGAUGUCUUCAGUUUUCCCUUCUCUUUUGGAUCCCAGUCUGCUUCCCAAAAAGGAUUUCAGACUUCUUCACAAAGCAGAAAGGCAUUUUCACUUUUUUAAUGAUUUGGAAUAGCCAUAGCAAACAUUUUAUCUUCCUACCUAAAAAAAAGUAGGUAAAAAUGAUGAAAAUUUUGCAUUCAGUAUCAAUUUUAAGUGAGUUCAGUCAAAAAGGUUAAAAUUGUUCGGGCCGUUAAAAGUUUUGGCUAAAUUUUACUUCAUGAAACACAUGUAAUAUAAUCUUCAAAUGCUUCAUUUGAAAAUAGCCUUUCCAAUACUUUCAGUGUUAUUUAUUGAGAGCUAAAUAAUCAGCUCCUAUAGCAAUACCUAAAAUAUUUUUUUGAAACUGGGUAGUUUGGCGAAAAUACUGUUAUCCCUUAUAACAAGAGGAUAUUUGUCAUUGUCAUUGUUGUUUUCUGAGUUUUUAAAUAAUUGCUUGUAACAUAUUUUAACUAGCACAAUAUUAAAGUUAUUUUAACCCCA